UUUGCUUUCUCCAAAAUGGUGGAACGUGCCGAAAAGGAGAACCCCAUGCGGGAGCUGCGCAUCCGUAAAUUGUGCCUCAAUAUUUGCGUGGGGGAAAGUGGUGACAGACUGACAAGAGCAGCAAAGGUGCUCGAACAGCUAACUGGGCAAACUCCAGUAUUCUCCAAAGCUCGUUACACAGUGAGGUCUUUCGGUAUACGAAGGAAUGAAAAGAUUGCUGUUCACUGUACCGUCCGUGGUGCCAAGGCUGAGGAGAUUCUGGAGAAGGGACUUAAGGUCCGUGAAUAUGAAUUGAGAAAGAACAAUUUUUCUGAUACAGGAAACUUUGGUUUUGGCAUCCAGGAGCACAUUGAUUUGGGGAUCAAAUAUGAUCCCAGCAUUGGCAUCUAUGGUCUUGACUUCUAUGUGGUCCUUGGCAGGCCAGGCUUCAGUAUUGCUGACAAGAAACGGAAAACUGGCAGAAUUGGAUCCAAACACCGUAUCGGUAAAGAGGAGGCUAUGCGCUGGUUUCAGCAAAAGUACGACGGAAUCAUCCUUCCUGGCAAAUAAUCAUCUCUUCAGUUGGUGACAUCAAUAAAAUUUAAAAAAAAAAAGUA
This is a messenger RNA of Protopterus annectens (West African lungfish), 596 nucleotides long. It is a transcript of the gene RPL11, whose product is annotated as ribosomal protein L11. The transcript has 6 exons. Lineage: Eukaryota; Metazoa; Chordata; Ceratodontiformes; Protopteridae. Gene Ontology annotation, molecular function: structural constituent of ribosome; RNA binding. Bases 16 to 549 code for a protein of 177 amino acids. Gene Ontology annotation, cellular component: cytosolic large ribosomal subunit; ribosome. Gene Ontology annotation, biological process: translation. The record is from RefSeq and is a predicted model, not a curated record.